Messenger RNA from Bipolaris victoriae FI3, 255 nucleotides. RefSeq lists its product as hypothetical. Bases 1 to 255 code for a protein of 84 amino acids. The record is from RefSeq and is a predicted model, not a curated record. Lineage: Eukaryota; Fungi; Ascomycota; Dothideomycetes; Pleosporales; Pleosporaceae. The transcript has a single exon.
AUGUUCUCGAGUCCAUCCAGUCCACACACAACCACCAUCAGCCCUGACAGCACUCGUCCAUCACCGCUCGCUGCCUCACCAACACUCGACUCGCUGACUCCAGUCCUCGUACGCCCGCAGCUCGUCCGACAUAAAGCUUCAAACUGCCCCAGUGCAUACGUACGCAAUUCCAUCAGCACCCCAGCUCCACCCACGCCUUUGCGCCCUGCUUCUACUACACCUAGGCCUCGUCUAUGCCGCUGCCAAGUCAUGUGA